AUGGAAAAUAAAAUUUUCCUCAAUUUGGUUGAGGUUUCUUGCACAACAUAUGCCCUGGUGAUCGCGCUUGUGCGAACCAACACCCUGCUCGACGAUCAACUUCGUCAAUUGAUAAAGUUUGUCGAAGACGCGAAGGAACAACGAAAAAACCAAGGUCAAUCCACUACCGUUCGUUGCUCUCUUAGCAACAUUAUCAUUAAAUUGGCGGGAAUGACCGAAAUGGAGCUCGGGAACAUUCUGCUCGAAUGUCAUCAUAACUUGGCUUACGAUGUUGUAAGACGAUGGAAACAAGAACACUUUAUUCCACCAGAGUAUGGAGGCAUUCCCUUUCCAACUGAAGCUGUCCUGCCUCCAGCGGCUGCCCAAGUUGAAGAAAUUGCUCGCACUCCCACAGAAGACUGCACUCUGGAACCCCUCACAAAAGAGGAGAUGGAUGUAUUAGAAGAAAUCGAAAGAGAAGCCGAUCACACGGAUUUUACGGAGAAAGAGUGUGAAAGGGACAAUUUGGCGGGCACGACCCCCAACGAGCAACCAACAACGAGCCACGAAAUGCCUUGGCGAAGUUUCGAGUCGCUCUUGUAUGCCACUACACCAGAGCUGCUGGUCAAACUUGUGGAAUGCAGUUCUUUCACCAACGACCAGCUCAUAUAUACGCUCCGCGUUGUUCAAAACGCAAGAAACGAGAAAUAUAUCUCACCACUGCCUCGCUUGCCAACUGAACCUUCAACAAGCAUCCACGAUUCCAACGAUGAUGAUGAUGUCGCGUCAUCAAGUACAGGAACAGAACAACUGGAGACUCCCGGAAACGAGAAAGAUCACGCCUCCAUCAAUCAGAAAACCAGUCAGCAGGCCUCCGCAAACCGAACAAAAAUUGAGAUCAGUGUUAUCAAGGGAGAGCUGAUUUCUCCGGAAAGGAACGGAAACUAUAAAGAUGUCGUGCCAUCAAGUAAUGGAAGCCAACAACUGGAUAUUUCCGAAAAUGUGGAAGGGGAGAGCUGAUUUCUCCAGCCCGGAACGGAAAUUAUGAAGAUGUCGUGCCACCAAGUCAAAGAAGCCAAGAACCUGCCAUUUUCGGAAAUGAUGAAGAUUUUGCAUCAACCAGUCAGCAAGACGAUGCCCAAGAGCAAGUCUUCACCAGCCAUAAAAAUGUUGAGAAAGGAGCGAUCAAGAGGGAGUUAACAUCUCCAUCAACCAACUGUGCCGAUUCCAGAAAUGAUGAUCGGUGGAUCAGAAGAUCACUGAGAUCCUCAUCACGUGCA
This is a messenger RNA of Caenorhabditis elegans, 1259 nucleotides long. The record is from the annotation of a RefSeq genome assembly. Lineage: Eukaryota; Metazoa; Nematoda; Chromadorea; Rhabditida; Rhabditidae.